AUGAAUUCUCCAAAACAUCCAAGCGUCUCGGAAUGAGCUUCAGAAAGCUAUAGCCAGACAGAAAAUGGGAAAAAAUCUGGGAGAUUAAGACGUCCCAACUUCUCCUCUGAGAUCGUCCGUUUGCUAAACCAAUGGAUCCAAGAUAAUCCUGAGUAUCCGUAUCCAAACCCAAAGGAAAUCGAAAUCCUUUGAAGCCAGACAGGGCUCACUGAGAAGCAGCUCAAGGUCUGGUUCACUAACACACGGAAGAGAAAACUUAAAAUAACUCGUGAAGCCUUCAGGAUGAAGCAGAACACCUUCAUCCGAAGUCAGGUAGAAAGCAAUGAGCCUGUUUUGUUGAAAUAAAGCUCCUGUGCCUACCUUUGACCAAGAAGUGCAGACAGACCCUAUUGUUCAAGGAGACUUAGGGAGCUAUCAACAAGAUGAAUGUAAGGAAAUGUGGCCAAGAGAGAAGAGGCUCCAGUCACCACAAAAAUUCAUUAAGAAUGUCAUCUUCGUUGCUGAAGUGGUUGACCUCAACGAAAUGUGACUAUGAGACGAAACAUUUGCUCAAUAUCUUGCUGAGCUUGGACACUGAGAUUGCUCAAGUUCUUAGUCAGGCUUAAACUUUGGAUGAAUAAAGCAUCUAGUAGUACACGGACCUAAUUCCUCUCUAAUUUCUUGAUUCAUACAAC
Molecule: messenger RNA, 674 nt
Organism: Moneuplotes crassus
Lineage: Eukaryota; Ciliophora; Spirotrichea; Euplotida; Euplotidae
Source: the annotation of a GenBank genome assembly